This is a messenger RNA of Coccidioides posadasii C735 delta SOWgp, 870 nucleotides long. RefSeq lists its product as uncharacterized. Lineage: Eukaryota; Fungi; Ascomycota; Eurotiomycetes; Onygenales; Onygenaceae. Gene Ontology annotation, molecular function: acetylpyruvate hydrolase activity. The record is from RefSeq and is a predicted model, not a curated record.
AUGGCUUCUUUCUCUCGCCUGGUUCGCUUCCUUGCAAAAGAUGGAAAGGUCUACUAUGGUGAUGCUAUUCUCCCCACAGGAGUCACCGACAUUGCCAGAGCAAACAAAGCCCGUGUCAUCACAGGGGACAUAUUCGGCCAACACCACGUCACCGAACAGGUUGCCGAUGUAAAGAAGCUCUUAGCCCCCCUUGCUCUCAAUGACAUCAAAACAAUACGUUGCUUGGGGCUCAACUAUGCCCGGCAUGCCAAAGAAGCAAAUAUGGCGAUUCCUACAUACCCCGUGCUCUUUUUCAAGCCUGUCACUGCCGCAACUGGGCCGACAGAAGAUAUCCCCGUUCCAGCAAUUGCGCAAGAAGGGGUGGGUUUAGAUUAUGAGUGCGAAUUGGUCAUUGUAAUCGGAAAGGAAGCAUACAAUGUCCCUGAAUCUCGUGCCCUGGAUUACGUUCUAGGUUAUGCGGUUGGCAACGAUGUCUCUCAUCGAGACUGGCAGCUUAAACGUGGAGCAGGUCAGUGGGGGCUUGGAAAAGGAUUCGAUGGAUGGGCUCCGUUUGGCCCCGGAAUCGUCUCUGCAAACUUGAUACGGGAUCCAAAUGUGUUAAACAUUUCCACCAAACUCAAUGGAGAAGUUGUGCAGAAUUCGAGCACAAAGGACAUGAUAUUUGGCGUGGCUAAAACUGUCUCUUUCUUGUCCCGGGGUACAACGCUCCUACCUGGCGAUCUGAUUUUUACUGGAACACCUGAAGGAGUCGGUAUGGGCAGGAAACCCCAGCUUUGGCUGAAGGACGGAGACCAAGUAGAAGUUUCGCUUGAAGGUGUCGGAACAUGUAGCAACAAAGUUGUCUUUAGCGAACCUCAAGCCAAGUUGUGA